UUAUAGCUUAGAAAAUCUUCUCUGUUUCUGGUCUCCCUCCCUCCCUCCCUCUCUCUCUCUCUGUCUAAAUCUCUGCCAAUUAGGAAGAAUGGCAGAUGCUGCGAGAGAGAUGGAAGAUUUCAAGGCAGCAAACAGGACGUUCGGUGGUGAAUGGAGGCUUGGGAUGAAAGAUAAUAAUAGUUCAUCAAAUCAACCAUCAUCUCAUCGCAGCACCCCGGAUCCUCCUCCUCAACCUAUCCGUUUACCAACACCACCGAUGCACAAUAAGUCCAGCAACAAUUACACGAAUUACAACUACAGUUCUCGUCCGACACGGGGCGUUGGCAACCCUGAAUUGAAGAGGCAACGCCGUGUGGUGAAGUACAAGUCCUAUGCUGUUGAAGCCAAGCUGAAAUCUUCGUUAAGGCACGGGUUUCGUUGGAUGAAGAACAAGUACUGCGAAUUUGUUCGUGGCUACUAGAUUGCAAUGAUGAUCAAGAUGAAGCAGAGAGGGGGUUGUUUUUUUGAAUCUUGUUUUUCCUUGCUCCUGGAGAUAAUGUAAAAUACGACAAGUAAUUCAAGGAAGAAUAUGUUGAAUUUUUUUGCUGUACAUAACAAUUCACAGGACCAAUGCUCUUUUCUUUGUCGUUCCUGGUUAUAAUCUCGGGCAAUAACAACGUUUGUAUGCAAGUUUUAAGCUGACAUUGUCUUCUAUGGGCUGACAUUUCCAGGCAGGUUGAAAAGAAAACAAGACAGGAUGAGCUUGGUUGGUUACUUUCAGACAGUGUUCAUCAUCUUAUUCCAGGCAAAAAUGGCAAACCUGAUUUAGAACCUUACCUUGACAGCAUUAUAUUUCUCAUUAAAUUUGGGCUCUCCUAUCUGCAACUAUC
Messenger RNA from Theobroma umbraticum, 869 nucleotides. NCBI's taxonomy places the organism in Eukaryota, Viridiplantae, Streptophyta, Magnoliopsida, Malvales, Malvaceae. The record is from RefSeq and is a predicted model, not a curated record.